This is a messenger RNA of Triticum turgidum subsp. durum (durum wheat), 972 nucleotides long. Lineage: Eukaryota; Viridiplantae; Streptophyta; Magnoliopsida; Poales; Poaceae. The record is from the annotation of a GenBank genome assembly.
AUGGAGCCGGCGGCGGCGGCGGACGGGGCCUCGGACGAGCCGGUGCACAAGGGGCGGACCAACUCCAUCCUGCUCCCCAUCCUCGCCGUCCUCCUCGCCUACCUGCUCUACCGCUACCUCCGCCCGCGCCUCCGCGGCCUCCGCCUCGACCGCCUCCCGUUCCGCGUCCCGGGCUGCCUCCGCCGCCGCGGCAAUGCCACCCGGAGCACCCUGCUGCCCUACUUCGCGCCCAUCGCCGACGAGGCCGCCGCCGCCGCGCGCCGGAUCGGCGCGGUCAGCCACCCGAACCUCGUGCCGCUCCGCGCCGUGUACGUCGGGCCGAGGGGCGAGAAGCUGCUCGUGCACCCCUUCUACGCCGCCGGCUCGCUCCACCGCUUCUUGCAAGAGGGGAUCGCCGACUCGCAAAGGUGGAGCCUAAUCUGCAAGCUCUCCGUCUGCAUCGCCAAGGGGCUCGACCACCUGCACACGGGGAUGGAGAAGCCGAUCAUCCACGGCAACCUCAAGACAAGCAACGUCCUGCUCGACGCCAGCUACGAGUGCAGGGUCUCGGACUACGGCCUCUACCUCCUGCUCAACACCGGCGGCGCCCACGAGAUGCUGGAGGCGUCGGCGGCGCAGGGGUACAAGGCGCCGGAGCUGGUCAAGAUGAGGGACGCCACCAGGGAGACCGACGUGUACAGCCUGGGCGUGGUGCUGCUGGAGAUGCUCGCGCAGAAGGAGCCGGCCGGCGGCGACGACCGCGCGCCGAGCUCCCGCGACAUCUUCUUGCCGGCGUCGUUCAAGAACCUGGUGCUCGAGAGGAAGAUCUCCGACGCCUUCAACUCAGACCUCGUCAGGCAGAGCAGGAAGUCGGGCAACGAGAGGAAGCUCAACGCCUUCUUCGAGCUGGCCACGGCCUGCUGCAGCCCUUCGCCGUCGCUGAGGCCCAACACCAAGGAGAUACUCAGAAGGCUCGAGGAGAUAGCAAAAUGA